AAAUCCUAGGCUCACGUCCCAUAAUGCCCUUAAUUGAAGAACUCCCAGUCACGUCGACGAACAUCCGCGCCUCCCAUGGUUGGGCAUAUGUCCCCGACACGGCUGCGCCCAACCCCGCCGCCCAACUCGGCUCGCGCAAGCGUGGCCGUGAUGGCGCGCCCACGAUCACCGCUCAAGCCGCGCACAAACUCUCCGCCAAGCAAGAGAAGGCAAUACAGCAGCGUCUGAAUGAUCUGGGAAAGGAAAAUCAUCGAGAGGUGAAUAUUCUGAUACCAAAGCGAGAAGGCGCGGGCGCGGGCGCAAGAGGCAAGACGACACAGAACGUCAGGCGGAUCCUGGGCUAUAACAGGACGUUCCAGCACUACCUUGCGGACGAGGAAGCGGGCGUUAACGUUUAUGGAGCGGCGGCUACGAGCGCCGCGGGUCCGACAGGGACGAAGGGCGCCGCAGAGGCGAGGAGAAGAAGUGGCGCCGUGACGGCGACGGAGCAACAGAAGCCGAAGCGGAACGGGUCGCUGGGGAAGAAGGGAGGGAAAGGGAAACAGAAAGAGAAAGAGAAAGAGACGAAGGAGGGCGCAACCAUAACAGUUCAGACAGAAGAGGACGUGGAUAUGACCGAUGCCCCGGCUGGCCAGUCUUCGCCUUCGCGUCAGCAAGCAAAAUCAGAUGCAGGCGCCGAGUCUACAACAGAUGACGCCGCCGUCGACAAAGACCCGUUAUUACGGCCGCGCGACAUUCCCAAAAUGCCGUCGGACCGCGUGAUGCAAGCGCUCCUGGCCGAGCCGGCGCUGAGUUACACCGCGGCGAGGGCGAAGCCGUUAGAAGGUGCGGACAGUACGACUUUCGGAAUGCGCACGGGCAAUAAUAUGCUGCUCGCGAAGCCGCAGCGGUGGUUCUGCGCCGUGUGCGGCUACUGGGGGAAGGUGCGAUGUAAGCGUGGCUGUGGCGAGAGGGUGUGUGGUUUGAUGGAAUGCUGGAGAGGGCAUGAGGGUGUUUGUCCUUUGGCGGGAUAUUAGAAGGGCGUUUUACCGGGUGAGUGAAUGGCGCUGGUACUGCGUCGAUAUCUCUUACUUGAUUGCGGCUGAGAGGAGCGGGCAACGUGAGCAAAGACGAUGUGAGAGAGGAAGGGCAGGGAAGACCCGAGAUGGCGGUUUUUCGCCAUGCUGUAUUGAUGCGUUCAAGCGUGUUUAACUACGAUUUCCGGGCUUCAGGUUGCAUGAAGCAGAAAAGACUCGAUACCCC
Molecule: messenger RNA, 1242 nt
Organism: Exophiala xenobiotica
Lineage: Eukaryota; Fungi; Ascomycota; Eurotiomycetes; Chaetothyriales; Herpotrichiellaceae
Exons: 1
Coding region: 24-1016 (330 amino acids)
Biological process (GO): chromatin remodeling
Cellular component (GO): Swr1 complex
Molecular function (GO): nucleosome binding
Source: RefSeq, a predicted model, not a curated record